Messenger RNA from Penicillium brevicompactum, 1089 nucleotides. RefSeq lists its product as uncharacterized. The transcript has 2 exons. The record is from RefSeq and is a predicted model, not a curated record. The coding region runs from base 1 to 1089 and encodes 362 amino acids. NCBI's taxonomy places the organism in Eukaryota, Fungi, Ascomycota, Eurotiomycetes, Eurotiales, Aspergillaceae.
AUGCGUUACGCCUUUGUCGCCCCUGCCAUCCUGGCAGUCACUGCCCUUGCGGCUCCUGUGCCCAACCAGGACGACCUGAUCGGUACCGCUGGUGUUGCUGCCAACGUUGGCGGUGAAGAGACCACCGGCGUUGCCAAGCGUGAUACCGACGAUGUUAUUGGCGACCUGGGUGCCGCCGUCAACGUUGGCGGCGACAAGACUACCGGUAUUGCCAAGCGUGACGCUGACGAUGUCAUUGGUGACCUGGGUGCCGCUGUUAACGUUGGCGGCGACAAGACUACUGGCAUUGCCAAGCGUGACAUCGACGACGUUAUUGGCAAGCUUGGCCUCGGCGUGAACGUUGGUGGUGAUGAGACUACCGGUGUUGCCAAGCGCGAUGCCGACGAUGUUAUUGGCAGCCUGGGCAUUGGUGCCAACGUUGGAGGUGCCGACACCACCGGUAUCGCUAAGCGUGAUACCGACGAUGUCAUUGGCAAGCUUGGCCUCGGCGUGAACGUUGGCGGUGAUGAGACUCUCGGUAUUGCUAAGCGUGACACCGACGAUGUUAUUGGCAGCCUGGGCAUUGGUGCCAACGUUGGUGGUGCCGACACCACUGGUAUCGCCAAGCGUGAUACCGACGAUGUUAUUGGUGACCUGGGUGCUGCUGUUAACGUUGGCGGCGACAAGACUACCGGUAUUGCCAAGCGUGAUACCGACGAUGUCAUUGGUGACCUGGGUGCCGCCGUCAACGUCGGAGGUGCCGGAACCACUGGUAUCGCCAAGCGCUCCGAGGACUUGGCUGUGGGCGGAACCAGUGACAGUUCUAUCGACAGCAUUGACUCCCCUGUGGGCGUUCCUUCAGUUCUUCUUCCCAUCCGUCGUGGAAACGGAAACGGCGAGCAUGUGAAUGAUGAUGAUGGUCUAUUGGGCCUUGGUGGUGUCCUCGGCAUCCCCAAGCGCGAUGACGCUGUUCUCGGCGACGGCGAUCAGAGCACCGGCGGCGUCUUAGGAAGCACCAUUGACCUGAAGAAGCGCGAUGAGGAUAGCUCUAUCGGCGGAGUCGGUGGUUUUGAACUCGCUACCCCAAUCGUCGAUGCUCAAGGCAUCUAA